AUGCUUUUCAUUGUGCGUGCUGGUUUUAGUCUUGGCUACUUUUUCCAGGAAUUGGUAAGCAUCUACUUCCUGAUAAAUCUCAUUCUCUACUUUCACGGAGUGGACUCUUUUGCCUCUCUCCAUUUGGGAAAUGUUCCCACAGCCUAUCCGCAUCCCCUUCAGAGCAUCCACCUAGCUGUUGUUGGUGGCGCUAUUAAUGCCUGCCUCCACAUCUCCUGUGUACUCAUUCUACUUGGUCGUAAACCUCUUCGUCAAAAUGAUCUUAGUAAGACGGCUAUCAUGCGCAUGUUUGUUGCCGGCACCUACCAAUUUUGGUGUAGUUUAACUGCCUGUUGCGCCUGCCUAAGUGGGGUCGUCAUUUGGAGGAAUGUUUUCAGUUCAACACUACGAUCGACACUCGCCUGCACGUAUCGUGGAAAUUGCACAUCCAAGCAAAAUAUUGUGACCCCGUGGGAGGCGAUUAUUAAUUUGAAUUGGGAGUGGGAAAGAUGUCUGAACAGUCGGACAUUCCAUAAUGCUUCAGUUGCAAGCAAGUUUAACACGAUUAUGACUGCUUUUGCAAUGGAUAGUCACGGUACAACUCGAUGUGUCGAGGCACAGUAUCAACUUAACAUUGUUAAUGCUCUAUCUAACUACAUACUCAACUGCUGUUUAUGUAUAAUAGUAAAUGUAAUGCAAAUGGUAUACCUUGGAGUGAUGUACACCUCGAAAAAAACCAAGGUCCGACCAACUAACAUGUCCACUAUGCGAGGAUCAUCCGAUAAUGAAACCAGUGCUGAUGAUGCAGUAAGCACCACGAAUGUAAGAGCGCGACGAACUGAAGAUGAGCAUGAAGUGUCACAGGAAUCAUCAAAACAGUUGACUCUAACAUCGAGAAGCCCGAGACGGAUCUCAUCAAAGCGUACCUCCUCUUGGAGCGAAAGUUCAUUCUUCCAACAGAUGCACAGAAAUCAUCACUCCAAUCCACCCCCGGAGCACAAGUCAAAUAAUGAUGCAAUCGAGAAAAGUAGACCCUAA
Messenger RNA from Hydatigera taeniaeformis, 1017 nucleotides. NCBI's taxonomy places the organism in Eukaryota, Metazoa, Platyhelminthes, Cestoda, Cyclophyllidea, Taeniidae. The record is from the annotation of a GenBank genome assembly.